UCCUUCACCCCGUGUGGCUCCAAAGAGCAAGCCCCAAACAGUGGUGGGAGCACACGCUGUCUGCACUGCUGCUUUAUGCAACAUAGAGCACAAGGGAAAACGUACCCCCGGGUACUCCAGUAUCAGCGCCAUGGCAAGAUCUGCAAGGAUCACCGGGUUCAAUUCUGAUGCACAGCGCUGCCACUUUUCAUCUGUUUAUAAUUUUAUUGAAAACCUGCUGCGUUGACCAAAUGUGCCAGCUCCACCAGUCCCAACCUUCCGGAAGAAAGGAAAGUGAUAAGAGGUUUCACUGUCUCCUGUUUUCCCCCACUUCACCCCGGACUGCCCACAACCUCCCCUCGCCCCGCACUCCUCAGGCUUCAACCCUUGUUUUCAAGGCACUACACAAACGGAACCGACGGGGGAGCCGUGCGGUUUACGACUCUUGCACGAAUCUACGUAAGAUCGGCGUCCAGACCCGCUCAGCGAAACGCAGCCGAGCUGCCGCCACGGCCCGCAGAUAUGAAUUACUCCCAGUUCAUCACCACUGUGAGUGCAGCAAGAAAAGCAUCUCCGAUAAGACUUCUGACUGAACUGCUACAGAAGUCUCCACCAUCUCUCAUCUCUCUGGCUGGAGGGGCACCAAACCCUGAAGUUUUUCCAUUUAAGAGGGCUACUAUUGCCACUGGACAUGGAACUACUAUUGAGAUUGGGGAAGAUCUGAUGAAGAGAGCUCUCCAGUACUCGGCCUCAGCAGGGAUUCCAGAGCUGUUGUCUUGGCUAAAGAAUUUCCAGCAGAGUCUACAUAAUCCUCCCACAGCCAACUACACUCCUGAACAAGGGCAAAUGGAAGUGUGUGUCACAACCGGCAGCCAGGAGGGCUUGUGUAAAGUGUUUGAAAUGCUCAUUAAUCCUGGGGACAACAUCCUUUUGGAUGCACCUACAUACCCUGGGACACUAGCAGCUCUGAGACCUUUGGGUUGUAACAUAAUUAAUGUUCCUAGUGACCAACACGGCAUUAUUCCAAAAGCUCUAAAAGAAAUUCUGUCUGCUUGGAGCUCAGAAGAUGUAAAAACUCAUAGCCGCCACCUCCCCAAAUUCUUGUACACUAUUCCAAAUGGCUGCAACCCAACUGGAAACUCUCUGACCAGAGAGCGCAAAAAGGAGAUUUACCAGCUUGCAAGAAAAUAUGAUUUCCUCAUAAUAGAAGAUGAUCCUUACUAUUUUCUUCAAUUUGAAAAGCCAUGGGCUCCAACUUUCCUCUCAAUGGAUGUGGACGGACGAGUUAUUAGAACUGACUCUUUUUCUAAAGUCCUCUCAUCUGGGUUAAGAAUAGGUUUUCUGACAGGUCCCAAACCUCUUAUCGACAGAGUUGUUCUACACAUUCAGGUUUCAACAAUGCACACCAGCACUUUCACACAGAUUAUGAUAUCACAACUGCUUCAGCAAUGGGGAGAAAAGGGUUUCUUGGAGCACGUAGACAGAGUGGUGGAGUUCUACAGGACCCAGCGGAAUGCAAUGCUCAUUGCUGCUGACAAGUGGUUAAAAGACUUGGCAGAAUGGUACCCUCCUGCUGCUGGCAUGUUCUUAUGGAUCAAAAUUAAGGGUGUUUCUGAUACACAGCAGUUGAUCAUGGAAAAAGCUUUGCAGAAAGAAGUGUUACUGGUUCCUGGAGGAGCAUUCAAUAUUGAUAGCUCAGAACCUAGUCCGUAUGUCAGAGCCUCCUUCUCUCUGUCUUCUCCAGCCCAGAUGGAUCUUGCCUUCAAGAGACUGGCUGACCUUAUAAGAGAAGCUUUGUGAAAAAGCUAAACAGAGCUCUUGCAACAAUCAAAAUCAUCUCCAAAAAAUAGUAGUUAACAUUUGGAUUUCAUCAGAACACUUUAAAAGCAAGCACAAUACAGUGGAUGUUUCUUUUGAUCAUUUCAGCUAAAAAGACAAAAAAUGAAAGACUGAAAAAUAAUUUGCUUAUUUUUCGACAGAACAUUGCAUUCCUAAAUUUAUUCCAAUUCAGAAAUGUUUAAAACACUCAAAACCAGAAAUUUCCAUUUCCCAUCAAAUUCAUGGUUUUGUUAGAUUUGACUUUAUUUUUGUUCUGGCUUUUGUUUUCCAUUUGGGUUGGGAAACAGGGAAAUCAGUUACCUAGGAAGUUGCACCUGAGGUGAUCUUGGGGAUUAUCACUUGAUGACAACUGAUACAUUCCUCCAACACAUUAUGUUGGAAUUGGUUUUGUGUGCCACUUUCCUUCUUGACUUGCUGUAUGGCAUCAGUAUUUAAUUUUACUGAAGCUUUUUUUAAGAUAAAACUGAUGUAAGGAUGUUGAAGAAACAGAAACUGAUCCAGCAAAAUUAGGUUAUGAUUACAAAUGAAACUCUUUGGCCUAAGGUCCCUUGCAGUUUGCAUGGGUUUUGCAGCUCUUUUUCUAGUUUGUGAAAGGUUUUCUGGUUGCUGGCAUCCAUGUCAGUACUUGUGAUAGAAAAUCCCUGGUGUGCAAAUGCAUGUAGGGUAGAUGUGCUAAUAGAACUGCUCUGUGCUCUUAGUUCAUCAGAUGUGGUUUUGAACCAUGAGCAUAAGUAACUGAACAGGGGAUGUAGCAGAUGGACGAUAACCUGACACUGCCAGAUGUACAAAGCAAGCAGAAUGAAAAAAAUUAAGAAGUGUUUUGAUCUCUAACCCCUGGUCAUUGUGAUCAGAAACAUUUGAUACUUGGCAGCAUGUACAAAACUUUCAGUAAGUUUUAACUGUACAGAUUCUCCAUUUUGUUUGGUGACUUCAGUUUUAUUUACCGUUUCAUGAAAGUGCUGUAGUUUUCCACCAAUAGGAGAUGGUUGUUUCUUUACAUGCAAGUGUUCAGAAUUUUGAAGUGAAAAUACGUGUUCAAGCAUCCAGCCAAACCGUCGGCAGCUUGGGUGACCCAACCAAACAUGGGCCAGGUAAAACCUUGCUUAACUGGAAGUUUCACAAGAGUCAUGGUUUUAGUAGUAACAGUAUUUCAAUUACCUCUUCCCCCUUUAGUUAUAAAUAGCAUGUGUUAUAACAAACUAGCACAGAUACGUGCCUUCCCAGCAUGUAUCCUCAGGAUCAUUCCAGUGCCUUCAGCCAGUAUCACUGUUUAUCUCAAGCCUUUUAAUUUAGUAACACAUGUGAGCCAUCCCUGCUCUUUGCAGCAUAUCCAAGCUCAGUCAUUUCCCCUCUUCCCAGAUUACUGCCACUUUUAGUCAAGUCCACAUAAUUUUCGGAUUAAUUUUCUCUGACUUGGUAUCAGUACAUGAUGCCUUUCCUCUCAGACCCAUUCAAACUACUUCGUAUGGUCCCAGCUAGUUUGUCACUUCCUCCCUCCUUUUGCAAACAUGGGGCUGGGUCUGUUGCCCCACCACACCUCAUCUGCAACCCAACCUGCAUCUCCACAUUCCCCUCCAAGGUGCCCUGUCAGCAGCAGGGCUGGCGCUGCCACUGGCAGGUGAGCUGGUGCUGUGGACAAGACCAGCCCCACCAUGGAGCUGCACUGGGCCUGGGCAGCCAGGACCCACAGGGUGACGUGGUGUGGGGAGAGCCCGCAGUCCCCAUGUUGCUUUCAGGGCACCAACACUGUCUUUGAAGAUUAACUGGUCCCUUUUUACACUGUUUGAUGGUUCUAAGGAAAGGUCUAAAUUAGCAGUGUCCUCUGUGCAGUGCUGCUUAACACCAAGUUUUCAUGUUUCAACUCAGUUUCUUAACCACGUAUAGAAGUUUUGGAAGCUCUUCACUAUCAUCAGUAAAGCAAUUUUUAUUUUGGGCUCAAUUUAGAAAAUCAUUUUAUCCAACAGAAUGACUUGACAUGUCUGUUUAAUUAAUAUAUUUUUACACAGGAAUAAAUCUAAACAUCAUUUAAGACUGAUUUUAGUUCUCAGGCAAAUACUAUUGUCAUUGUCAAAUGCUAUUGUCAUAUUGUCAUUCAGCCAGACCUGAAUUAGUAAAACGUAUUCAAAAUAUAAUUAUUAAGCAAGCUUUAUAUUGCUGAUGUGUUGAAUAAUACAUCUCUUAACUUCCAGAGUUCUAAAUGUUAAUUUAGUUCAAUGUAAGCAAAAUGUAAUUGCAUCUGCUGCACGUUAGACGCUUUUGCUAUCAGCUAAUUUAAUUUAGAGAGAUUUUGUUUUUUUCCAUGACUGUAGUGAAGCAUCUAAAAUUAAUAUCCCGAACAAUGCAAACUGAACAAUGGCAGUGAAAUCUUAUAUGCACAUAGUGGUUCCCUGAACCUCCUAAAGCACAAUGUCUGGUCUCCUAGGACAGAGCAUUUGCUGUGAUUAAACGUUCCUGGAGGAACCUACUUCGAGACAAAAGGAAAAGGCUGGGCAACAUGUUCACAUAGGAAGAAAUGAUCUGGCAAAUUAAAGUUUAGUUUUCCCUUUCCGUUUCAUCCAUCUAAGACCAAAUAACCUCUCUCAUUCAUAGCUGGAUUUAAGCCAUGUGGUACAAGUGACACCAUCUGUCUUUGGGGAUGAGAGGACACAGGAAGGAAAGGACUUGGUGUGGUAGACACAUCCUGUGAUGGUACCAAGACAUGGGCAGCUGUGGGAGAGCUGACAGCAGUGCUGCAGAGCUGCCUCAGCUGGGUCUCCAGACUUGCUUCUGAGUGGCAAUUAACUGCCCUUUCUGGUGUACCUACACUUCAGUUCCACUGGAUUUUCAGGCUUUUGGUUGACAAAAAACACCUAGAAGUUCUGAACAAAUCACCACUGUACAUGACCCAAACAAUUCUGCCAUACAAGGGAUAUAACUCACAACCCAUCCUACAUACAUCAUGUGUGCCCAUGUUGUCGCACACAUUAAGAUUCACUGUGCAACGCAUCCCGCUUUUCCUUUGGGAAUGGUACAGGUGUAGCAGGGGGAGCAGAUUUUUUCCAGGAAGAAUGGAAAUAUUAACUUUAACUUCAUCUUCCACAUAAAAUACAUUUAGAAAUUUUAGGUCCACACAGGUCAUUGAUCUGAAAGAAAAUAUCCCUUCUUACUUCCAAAAAAGAGCCCUUCAGCACAGCUGUGAUUAAUGAAUUAUUGAGAAAAUAUAUAUAUAUGGGGAAUUCAUUAGAAGAGAGAAUGUAUAUGUAUAUAACAGUUACUACAUUAAGCUGGGUGCACACAUAGAAUUAUUUUGUCUAAUUGAAUGUCAGUUCCCCAAGCACCAGUGGUGGUGUCCAAGAAUUUAUAGCGGUUUUGAGGAAAAUACUUUAUUCAGUUUUGAGGGGGUUUCCCCUAAAUUCUAAAUGGAAGUUUCAUUUUAAACUUCAUUCUUUACAAAUAAUUUCCUUUGUGUGGAACCUUGUAUUUUAAAACCUUGUGGCCUACAGAUCUGCAGUACUUACAGUUCUGCAUUUACAAUCUGAAUUGUGAUACCCUGGGGUAAGUAUUUAAAAGAACUGCAUUGAGCUGUGCUGAUGUAUGCCCUAAUCUGUCUUGUUUUCUUUAUUAUUUAAUAACAUUUUCAUUCUUCCAACAUUGCUACCAGGAAUGCUGGUACCUCACUUUUCUCAUAAUGACUGUGGAAGCCAUUGUGUAGCCCUGCAAAGCUAGGAUAUUAUUAUGGGAGAAGUAUAAGGGUCUUGCUGAUUCUUUUCAAGAACAAAUAUCCCAGAAAUGUGUUAACAACUCUGACUGCUGCUGGAAGAUUCCACUCUAGCUGUACAGAAUUUGAAGAAUAUCUCAAAACUAUAUUUUCAUUUUAUUUUCAACUUACAUGAAAUCAGAUCUAGAUUGAUACAGCAAGUGAAUUUGCCAGGAUGUGACCUGGAAAAACUCAAUGUGAAGGUAUUUUGGUUUCUUGAGUUGUAUAGAACUUUGAAUUGUAUCUUUCUCUAUGUUUGGCUGAUGAUGAACUUUGGACCUAAAAGGUUCAAAAGAUCAAAAAUACUUUCCUAAAGAAAAUUGGGCAUUAACAGAGGUAGAAUACUAUUGGCCUGGCCCAAAAUUUUGGCUCCUGAAUGAUGUUUGCUGGAAUUUCUAACUAAAUCCAGCUUGUGAUGUCAGCCUUAAAACCCUCCUAGUAGAUGAUGUAAAGUACCAUUUUCAGCACAGUGCCAAGAACUGGAAGACAUGAUUUAAUAAGCGAAUAAACAAGUUCCUGCAUCUCUGAGAAAGACUGUUGCUGUCUUAAUACAGGCAUAGCCAGUGAAACUGUAAAUAUUUUAGGCAUUCCACAAACAUGAAGGAAAGUAGCAAAGGCCCUUUAGAAACACCUAAGAAAAGAAAUACUUUAUCAGAAACCUAAACCAAAAGAGAAUAACCACGGUACUUACAGAUGUGUUAUUUAGUGUCCAAGUUUUUCAUACCUUUUCUGCCCUAAGUAUUUAACCCACACUUUUGCAUCUCCGUGCAUCUUUUUUUUCAUCUGUUUUCCAUAUCUUUUUAAGGAUCUCUCUAAUAAUUCCCUCCACAAGACCCCCAGGUAACACAUUUUUUUCAAUAAUCAAAGCCAGUGAUUCUGGCCUAUUUAUUUUCCUUUAUUAAUUUGAUGACCUAAUAUCUUAUUACCUUCUGCACUUCUUGUAGGUCACAUCAUUUGUAAUGCCAUCUGUAAUUAAUCUCUGUGUGGUGGAAAGUUUUUCAUUUAAAGCAACCAGUAUCACUCUAGGAGACCACCAUUGACUUUGGGGAGAUGGAUCUCUGAAGGGUAACUAUCAGGAACACAAUGUUGCCUAUAUCUUCAAGUAACAGCAGUUAUACCAAAUGAGUAAGAAUAUUAUUCUUAAUUGGCAUAAUAAAAUUUUUCCCAUUUUUUAUCUUUCUUA
Columba livia (rock pigeon) is the source of this 6737-nucleotide messenger RNA. RefSeq names its product aminoadipate aminotransferase (gene AADAT). NCBI's taxonomy places the organism in Eukaryota, Metazoa, Chordata, Aves, Columbiformes, Columbidae. Gene Ontology annotation, biological process: biosynthetic process. Gene Ontology annotation, molecular function: L-kynurenine:2-oxoglutarate transaminase activity; pyridoxal phosphate binding. The coding region runs from base 502 to 1779 and encodes 425 amino acids. The transcript has 14 exons. The record is from RefSeq and is a predicted model, not a curated record.